Molecule: messenger RNA, 2779 nt
Organism: Rhinolophus ferrumequinum (greater horseshoe bat)
Lineage: Eukaryota; Metazoa; Chordata; Mammalia; Chiroptera; Rhinolophidae
Gene: KCNE4
Product: potassium voltage-gated channel subfamily E regulatory subunit 4
Exons: 2
Coding region: 93-779 (228 amino acids)
Biological process (GO): regulation of heart rate by cardiac conduction; regulation of ventricular cardiac muscle cell membrane repolarization; ventricular cardiac muscle cell action potential
Cellular component (GO): membrane
Molecular function (GO): voltage-gated potassium channel activity involved in ventricular cardiac muscle cell action potential repolarization; potassium channel regulator activity; delayed rectifier potassium channel activity
Source: RefSeq, a predicted model, not a curated record
GUUCAGUGAGUUGAGCUGCAAUGCUUGGAGUUCACUGUUCACUCUGCCACGACCAAACUCUGUUGUAAAUUUUCCUCCCAGAACACGUGACGAUGCAUUUCUUGACUAUAUAUCCCAACUGCCACAGCCGAAUUGUCAGAGCGCUGAGCUGUGCUUGGAGGAAGAACACCCUUGGACUUGGCGAUUCAGGAAAUCAGGACUUGGGAGGAAUUUGCCAGCCUUUGGUAAGUCUCUCCCCAGACCCUGGCUGUGUGAGCCGUGCUUCAAUGCUGAAGAUGGAACCUCUGAACAGCACGCACCCCAGCACCGAAGCCCCCGGCAGCCCCCUCGAGUCCCAUGGGCCCCGCAGCGGUGGCGGCAACGGUAACGAAUACUUCUACAUCCUGGUGGUCAUGUCCUUCUAUGGCAUUUUCUUGAUUGGAAUCAUGCUGGGCUACAUGAAAUCCAAGAGGCGGGAGAAGAAGUCCAGCCUCCUGCUGUUGUACAAGGACGAGGAGAGGCUCUGGGGGGAGGCCAUGAAGCCGCUGCCCGUCGUGUCGGGCCUGAGGUCCACGCAGGUGCCCCUGAUGCUCAACAUGCUGCAAGAGAGCGUGGCGCCCGCCCUGUCCUGUACCCUCUGCUCCAUGGAAGGGGACAGCGUGAGCUCUGAGUCCUCCUCGCCAGACGUGCAUCUCACCAUCCAGGAGGAGGGGGCCGAUGAUGAGCUGGGGGAGACUUCGGAGACGCCCCUGAACGAAAGCAGUGAAGGGUCCUCGGAGAACAUCCAUCAGAAUUCCUAGCACCCCCAGAAGCUGUGGAGGUGGCCCCAUCCACUAGCACGCUUAGAGAGAAGAAGGACACUUUUCGUGUCUGGUUUCACUUUUGCAGUGCAGCUGCCACUUUGAAGAGACCCUCGGCAAGCCCCUGAAUGGGGGGUGGUGGGGGACCCUGCUCGGCUGGAGCCAGCAGCAGCCAGAGGAGUCCAUGACGCAACUGUAAUGUGGACCCACCACUGCAAACGCCCUGAAGACGUGUAGUGUGUACAUUUACUUUGGGGGCUGGGGGUCAGGGUUCCUGUUCAGAAUUUGGCAGGCGGAUGUGGUGGUGUUUUCUCCCUGGGAUGCCCUGGGUAACUCCUGCAGCCUCUGCCCACUCCCAGGGCUGCCAUGCCUAGGACAUGCUGAGUAACUCGUUUUGAUUUGCUAAUUUGCCUAGAGCUUUGUUCUUCUAGAUCUGAUUGGCUGUAGGUACCUCUACUGGGUACCUGUGGCACUAGUUCACAGCGGGUAACUGCGCUUCUUUUGGGGGUCUUUUGAGUUGGGAGGGGGACAUUUGAUGGAAGACUUUUGAUGGGAGAAAGCUGGAGCUCUGAACCUGGUCCCCUGUUCAGCAUACUGUCAGGGAAAAAAUGCAACUUUUAAACCUGUUAACAUUGGCUGGGAUUAUAAGACACGAUCUGCUAUUUUGACUCUUUCUCUAACAUAUGGCCUUGAACUCUGAUCUGGGACUGUCCAGCAUCUCACACCGGCAUGAAGUUUUUUUGGUUGGAAGGCCUUCUCCAGAAUCUAACCUGCACUCUGAAUAGCUAUGUAGGGGACUCUUCCCGAGCUUUCCAGAAGGGGUAAUGGUGGAGUUGAACAAAGCCAACCGUUAGCUCUCUCGCUGCUCAUUUCUCAGCCUAGUUUUCUGAGCUGGGAGAGGACAUAACGUGGGCCUCCAUCACACGACACGGCCUUUCGUCACGUAGCUGAGACCUAGAAGGACAUACUCAGGCAGAUUGUAUAAAGCUGGGGUCCAAGUUCUGUUUCCUGAUCUUGAGCCCUGACACUGAUUUGCUGUGUGGUCCUGGGCUUGUCAUCAAGAGACUUACCGCCUUCCUGAGACUCCUGAUGAUCUAUAUCCCCAGGGGGCUGGGAGGAUGUCUUCAGAUUUUAAGACUCUGUGAUAAAUUCUGCAUGGCUUGGUGUGAGGAAGCUUGGAUAAAAUAUUUCCCCCUUGGCCAGUCAGUCUGAAAAUGGAUCUGCUCAUUCAAAGGAGCAGUGGGAGACGAAAAACACAAGUAACUGGGAGAUUCAGGGCGAAUUAUUAACUCAUUCAGGCUGUCAUUUUCCCCAGCAGUGAACCCAAGAGCAGAUACCACAUUUUACUCUGCAACAUUCUCUGCCUACUGGAAUGUUAACACUCCAGCUAUGGGAAGAAGAAAGCUGAAAGAAAGUGCUCAGGAAUGCUGCUAGUGUUUCCAUGUAUUCCUGUGCUCAGUAACUUUGUAGCAUAGCCUGUAGGCACUGGAAGAGAGGAGGAAGAGAAACACACCAAAGGUCAAGUUUAACUCUAUUAAAAACAACCCCUCCCCCCCUUUUUAAAACAUACUCUCCCUGGAUUGGAGACAGCAAUAACUACUGUUCCCACAGAAGGGUUAACAGUGUAGGAGCUGGUUUAUCAGUGCGCCUUCACACAGUACUAGAGGAAAUUUACGUUUUAGGGGAAAAGAGGCCUCCUUUCACUUUAAAAUUCAGAGCAUGGAUUUACUCCAAAGGGGGCUGUUUAAGGUGAAAGAAGCCAAGCUGAGUUGGCCCCUUGCCUGGAAUCACUUGAAUUCUGAAACUUUACUGCGAUGGACAUGUGCGUUGUCACAUUUUCCAUUGCUUAAUCCUGAAGUUUGGUGCAAAUCUAUCUGCGCCCAUUAAAAAGUGAUGUAUAUACUUCCUUCUUAUUCUAUUAAGUUGUACAAAAUUGUCUGCUGUAUUUAACAGUUUGUAAUUUCCACAAUAUUUUUUAAUUUAAAUAAACACAUCUUUUU